UCCCUUGCAGCUUAGACUGCUCAAAGUCCCUGGAUUUACAAUUUUGGCGCUCCAAUGAUCGUUGAUGCAGGAGCUCUGUAUGAGCUAGUCAUGCCUGCUGACUGGCGACUGAUCCUGCGUUAUGUCACGCUGAUUUGUAUAAGGAUUUGGCGAGUUCUCCAAACUUGGAACAUGGAGACUUCGCAUCCAAACUGUCUCUGAUCUUCCCAGGGAGUAAUCUUUGGUUGGUGAUGACAGUUCAAUCACUCUAUUAUAACAAUGGCGGAACCUAAUAUCACAAAGGUGGCAGCUACCCACCUCGAGGAUACGCUUGGCGAAGGCGCCAUCGUCGACGCGAAGCAUGCGUCUGACGAAGAGCAUUCCCAAACUCUACUCCAGGCCCUCAAAAGCAACCGAAAGGCUGUCUUUUGGUCUAUGCUUAUCUCAAUGAGUAUUAUUAUGGAGGGCUACGAUACAAUCUUGAUGGGCAAUUUCUUCGGAUAUCCUCAGUUUGCGAAGAAGUAUGGCCAAGAUUAUGGAGGCUCAAUUGGGUAUCAGGUCUCAGCGCCGUGGCAGUCUGGCUUGAACAUGGGAAGUACCGUGGGUGCUAUUUUCGGCGGUAUCUUGAACGGCUAUCUUGUGUCUGUAUUAGGCUACCGAUACGUUAUGAUCGGAGCCCUAUUUUUCAUGAACGCUUUCAUUUUCAUAGUGUUUUUCGCCAGCUCCGCAGCUGUGUUGUUGGUAGGCCAGAUUCUUUGUGGCCUAGCAUGGGGCGUCUUCGCUGUCGCCAGCCCAUCAUACGCGUCAGAGGUUUGCCCUACAAACUUGCGAGGUUACCUUACGACUUAUGUAAACUUGUGCUGGGCAAUUGGCCAGUUCAUCGCAGCAGGUGUCCUUGAGGGUCUAAUUCACCGCCAAGAUCAGUGGGCAUAUCGUAUCCCGUUUGCGAUUCAGUGGAUCUGGCCCCUUCCUCUCAUGAUUGUCUGUUUCUUUGCGCCAGAGAGCCCAUGGUAUCUUGUACGUAAGGACCGUGUGGAUGACGCGAGACAAAGUCUACGACGCUUGGGAGGAACCAAGACCGAGGAUCAGAUCAACGGCCAACUCGCCAUGAUGGUACACACUGUCAAUAUUGAAGCAGCGCAAGCAAAGGAAAGUAAAUCCUACGUCGAGUGUUUCAAGGGUACCGAUCUCCGCCGAACAGAGAUUUGCUGCGUGGCCUUCUUUGGUCAGAUCCUUUCUGGAAGCUCAUUUGCCUAUUCGCCCAGUUACUUUUUUACCACGGCUGGUAUGAGCGCCGAUCACGCGUAUCAGCUGAACCUAGGGGGCACAGCCAUCGCGUUUCUUGGAACAGUAUUUUCUUGGUUUUUGAUAACUCACUUCGGUCGGAGAACACUCUAUGUGACUGGCCAAGGCAUUCUUUGCACUAUUCUUUUUAUUAUCGGCAUCAUUAAUGCCGCGACCUCAGCUAAGAACGCGAUAUGGGCAGAAGCCGCACUUUGCAUUUUGUGGCUCCUCGUAUAUGCUUUGACAGUAGGCCCGUUAGCUUAUGCAAUUGUCUCCGAAACAUCAUCAAUCAGAUUGCGUCCACUUACGGUUUCACUGGCUAGAACGGCGUAUCAGAUCGUAAACAUUGUUUCCCAGGUUCUUGAGCCCUAUUUCAUGAAUCCUACUGCUUGGAAUGCGUCUGGAAAGACUGGAUUCUUUUGGGGUGGCACUGCUCUUCUCACUUUCAUAUGGGCUUAUUUCCGACUGCCGGAGACAAAGGGACGUACGUAUGAAGAACUUGACAUUUUAUUCGCAAGGAAGAUUUCGGCUCGCAAAUUUGCGUCAGAGAAUGUUGAUGCAUAUGAGACACACGUGGCCGAGGUUACAGAAAAAAGCUGAAGGUUUUUCGACUCAUUUGACAAUUGUGUCGGGGGUGCUCUAAAUGCGAAGAGUCAUCAGUGGAGAACCUGGAGCAUUAUGUCUAUUUUAAACUACCUAUCAUUAAUAGUACAUCGUUCUAUUGUUUCUAAACAUACCUAUGUCAACAUCAACAAGUCUACAUGAUUGGUACCAGG
Trichoderma asperellum CBS 433.97 is the source of this 2039-nucleotide messenger RNA. RefSeq lists its product as uncharacterized. NCBI's taxonomy places the organism in Eukaryota, Fungi, Ascomycota, Sordariomycetes, Hypocreales, Hypocreaceae. Gene Ontology annotation, cellular component: membrane. Gene Ontology annotation, biological process: transmembrane transport; carbohydrate transport. The record is from RefSeq and is a predicted model, not a curated record. Gene Ontology annotation, molecular function: carbohydrate:proton symporter activity.